Molecule: messenger RNA, 5242 nt
Organism: Engraulis encrasicolus (European anchovy)
Lineage: Eukaryota; Metazoa; Chordata; Actinopteri; Clupeiformes; Engraulidae
Gene: mtus1b
Product: microtubule associated tumor suppressor 1b
Exons: 18
Coding region: 740-4864 (1374 amino acids)
Cellular component (GO): nucleus; cytoplasm
Molecular function (GO): microtubule binding
Source: RefSeq, a predicted model, not a curated record
UGAGGUGUGUGUUUGUUUGCUCGGGACGGAGAAGGUUCGCGCGUGUGGGUGCGCGUGAGCACUUUGCGCAGGGGAGAGAGAGCUGUGGUCGCAGCAGCAGCUACUGCUCUUGGCACGACUGCCUCUCGUGCGGUGAAGGGGGGGACAUUCCACGGCUUCAGCCAAUAGUCCGUCUCCCACUCAGAUACAGACGUACAGAUACGCCACAGACCCGCUUGCUGAGCUGCUGUUUGUCCUAUGCAGCGGCUGCCAUGGUAUGUGGUGGUCGCAACUGAAGUGUUGUGCGGCGGGGAACAAAUCUUAAGUGCUGUAGUUGUGGUGGUCAGCAAUGCCCCUCCGUCUCCUUUCGCGCUGGCUUCGAAGGGAUUAAUAACCCGAUGGACAACUCAACAGGGAUACUUCUUGUCUGAUAGUAUGCGAGUUAUGUCUGACUUCAUCAAGAGAGGGUGAAUAGCCUCCAGAUGCUUGGUGGUUGAUGCUGUUUUCUGAUCGGAAACAGGGGCUCUGUUGCAGAAACUUUUCCAAGGAGGAGGACCACUGACUGACCGAACACAGUGCACUGCUCUCGCACAAGUGAGCCAGGAGAUUGCCACCGCCCCUGCACUUGCACUUGGGAGUAGUGAACUUCUCAGAGGUCACAGCAUUUUGACCUUUGCACCCUGACCUCAUGAGUGCCUCUGUGAUUCGACCCCUGAUGUGCAUAACUCCGCGGGAGGGAGGUUCGUAGUGACCUGCAGCCAUGACCAGCACAAUACAGCAGCCCACGGAGACAGAGAUGGAGACUGGCUCUGCCAAAGAACAGAGGGGCUGUUUGGAGCGCGCGCCGACUGCGCCACACAGCAUGACCCUGGCUCUACAGAGUAGUGGGGACCAGAACGGCAAUGCCUUCGCAUCAGAGUCUUCCCGCUCUAGUAGCUCUUCCCUUUCCUCCCCUUCGUGUGCUGGUGGGGAGUCGUCUCCUGACUCCUUCAGGUGCAGUUCCAGCGGUCUGGGCAGCAGCGGCUCCGACAGCCCCCUGGACGUGGACAUGCAAGAAUGUGUUGAGGAGGAGCAUCAGGGGCUCCAGGAGGACGGCAUCAGUGGCAGCAGCAUUAUGAGCACGGAGGAGAGCCCAUUGAGCUCAGUGCAGCCCGUUGACUGCUUGGAGUCAACCAAUGACAACUCUGUGUCUGUCUACCUGGAUGCUUGUGACGAUGGCCAUGAUGACGACGACCCCACCUGGAACAACAACAGCGAGAACCUUGCUUUGGUGUUCAUCCAGGAGGACAACACCACCACGGGUGACGACAACGCUGGUGGCAACCACUACAACAGCCAGACAGGCAGCGGCGGUGGCAGGCGGUACUCGGAUGACGAUCCAGCACCUCUGUGCUCCUCGGAGAACGAUGACAGUGACGAUGACGAUGGCGAUGACGAUGAUGAUCCCGAGGACUCGUUUCUGUCAGUGAGCUCAGGUGUUAUGACGGUGAGGAGCAGCAGCGUCAGCAGCAGCACGGGUCUGGAGGGGUCCGAGGAGCGAGGGGGCCACGGCGGUGAGUCUCCGAUGGCCUGCUCAUCGUCCACCACCACCUCCUCUACCUCCUCCUCUGACCAAGAGGCCCUGCCCUGUCUGUCACCUCUGCCCACAGACAAGGUGUCGGACGUGGGGCCAGCUGAUCCAGCCGUGGUGGUGGCCCUCGACCGCCCUGGAGCUCUGACCUCUGCAGAGGAGCUAAAGCAGGAUGUUGCGGCAGAAGAAGCUCCUGUCAUUUCCUCUGAGGAUGUACCUGAGCAGGAGCAGGAGCAGGAGGAGGAGCAGGAGGAGGAGGAGGAGGUGGAGGAGCAGGAGGAGGAGGAGGUGGAGGAUCAGGAGGAGGAAGAGGAAACUAAGGAGGAGGUGGUGGUGGAGGAAACUAAGGAAGAGGAGGUGGUGGAGGAGCAGGAGCAGGAGGAGGAAACUAAGGAGGAGGUGGUGGUGGAGGAGCAGGAGGAGGAGAAGGAAACUAAGGAGGAGGUCCAUGAGAGAAGUAUUGAGCUCCUGACUCCUGCGUCCCUGACAGAGGAGGUGGUGGUGGAAGUCUCCAAUGUGGAGGUGAAGGAGGAGAGCCAAGAGACCCUAAUAACCCCCAUUGUAGUGAAUGGUAUAGUAGGCGCUACUGCAGCAGAGACCAGAGUAUCAUCAUCAUCGGUGGCGCAAGUGGGCAAGCCAAGUGCUGGUGCCAUCAAGCCAGCCGCAGCGUGUAAACAAACCAAACCUGCUAAGAAUGACAUCAAGACAUUUGCCUUGCCGAACUUUAGGAAUGUGAAAUCAAAGAUAAUGUCUACACGAGGAGGAGUAGUGAGAGGUGAGCAACAUGGACAAGGGAAGGACAUUAUAAUAGCCACUGCCUCUCCUGUCAAAGGGAAGAAACUCCAGGUGGCAGUCCCUGUCCCCAGACGUGCCCCGAUCAAACAGGACAGACCGGCUGAUGACAGAAGACAGAGAUCCUCCUCCGGCCAGGCCAGAGAGGCUGCUGCUACUGCACCUAAAGCAGCCAUGAUGGCACAUCGGCCACCAGAGCGUCCCGGCAGGAAGCCCUUGCCGCCCCCCGACGGCACCCAAUGCAGAAUCAAUGCCGAGUCAGAGUCAGAGGUCAUGGUCACCCCUGAGGAGCCGGGUCAGGCAGGGGAGCCUGGGCCACACAAGGAAGCAGCAUCCAUGGAUGUGGCAGUGGUGGUCCCUGGGAAGACUGACACGACACAGCCUACAGAGGCCACCAGCGGACCUGAGGCAGAUAUAGCGAAGGGGAAAGUAGAGCUGCAUGAGAAUAGUGCCGGUGUGAGUGCACACAAGACCGUGUCCUCCAAGCUGAGACCCAAGACCGCCGGCCUGCCCACCUCUGUGGCCUCCGUAGCUGCCUCUGGGUCUGGGUCUACUCCAGCCACCAGCUCCCUGGACGGGGCCACCAUGAGUCUUGGGACCUUGGCCAGCCCUAGAGCCAAAGCCGCUGUUGGAAGUGCUUCCGUCUCAAGCCGGGACCGUACUACAGCAGGGAAUCAGUUGCCUCAGAAGGGCCGGCAGAUACAGGCAAUGGGCAUUCCAAAGAUGCGGGUACCCGACCGGACCCUCAACGCUUCCCAGCCCACCGCCGCUGCCUCCAUCGCGCCAAAGUUCCCCCUGAACGCCCCCUGUUCUGGAGUCAGCCGCCUGCCCAGCUCCUCCAAGCUGCCCGUCAAGGGCUCGUCUCCCAGCCUCAGCACCUCGUCAUUAGGCAGCACCGUCAGCGAGGCUAACUCCAACACUCAAAAAGGUCCAUCCUCCAAUGCCUGUGCCAAGACUCAGGGUUCGGACGAGAGACCAAGUCGCCCUUCACCCUCGGUGGACACACCAGUUCCAAACAAGGCCCUCACCAGCACCAAACCUGUGGCCAUGCGAACCCGCUCCACCUCUCUCCUGGGCAAAAGCUCGCUAAUAGGUCUGAAGACACCUGCCCAAGCCAAGCCAGCCCCGAGUGCCCUGCAGAGAAACCCAUCCACUCGACCCCACAGAACCUCCUCCGCCACCAUGGGCCACGGCGGUAGAGCUAGACGCCUCUCACAGCAGCCAGAGUGGGCGCAGGCUCUCUGCCUCCCCGAUCAGCUCCUUUUGGUGGACAAGAACAAGCCCAGCAAGCCAGCGGCUGCUCCGUCUUCUGCCCCAGCGCCGCCGGCACCCUGCCCGGCACCUCCCUCCCUCGCUCCGGCAGCAUCCACGGGGACUUCAGCCCGCGUGCAGCCAGCCCCGGCGGCUCCAGAAGCCGAGAAGCCGCAGGACAUAUUCGCCCACUACCAGCAGCAGUGCGAGCAGAAGAGCCAGUGCAUCCAGCAGCUACGCAAGUUUCUCCUGCUGGGCAACCGUCGGCUGGAGGCUCUGGCCCUGGUGGUGCAGCAUGUAUCUGCUGAGCGUGAGGAAACCCUAAAGCAGAAGAAAGCUGUUGAGGGGGAGCUAUGCACCGUCAAGCAGGAACUUGCGGGCUGUAUGUCAUGUUGCGAGAGUCUAAAGAGGGAGAAGGAGGAGGCGCGGGCGUCGUUCGAGGAGACCCUGGAGGGGAUGCGGCAGGAGCAGCAGGCGGAGCUCCAGCAGCUGGAGGAGCGUCUCCGGGCCUUCUACUCGGCCGAGUGGGACAAGACGCACCAGGCUUACCAGGAGGAGGCCGACAAGUGCAGAGCACUCAUGAAGCAGCAGGUGGAGGAGGUUCGCUCUCAGCAAGAGGCUCUGCGUAAGGAGCAGGAAGAGAGUCAUGCUCAGCAGACGGAAGCUCUCAAGCGGCAGUAUGAGACGACUCUGCAAGAGCUUCAAAAGACCCACGAGCAAAACAUGAAUGCUUUGGAGAAGACGCUGAAAGACUCCGAGGCAUCUCUGUCUCGGCAGAUUGAAGAGCUGGCAUCUGAAAACAGCGAGCUCAAGAUGAAGCUCAAAGCUGAAGAGGAGAAGAGAAGGAUAUUAUCUGAAAACAGCCAGAAAGAUGCACACACACUGUACCUCGAGCAGGAACUGGAAAGCCUGAAAGUGGUCGUGGAGCUCAAGACCCAACAGCUCCACCAGCAGGACAAGAAGCUGAUGCAGAUGGAUAAGCUGGUGGAGACAAAUGUGAAGCUGGAAGAAUGUCUGACAAAAGUGCAGCAGGAGAAUGAAGACUAUAGGGCCAGGAUGGACAGACAUGCAGCUUUGUCCAGGCAGCUGUCAUCAGAGCAGGCCAUGCUGCAAAAGACCCUCCAGAAGGAGUCCAACGUGGUCAAGCGCUUGUCCAUGGAGAACGAGGAACUCAUGUGGAAGCUGCACAACUGCGACGUGACCAGCCCACUGCGACGCCUCUCGCCGCAAAACUCACCCUCGUUUCCAACGGCCCCCCUCUCCCCCAGAUAGCCCCACCAACCAACAACAAAAAAAACAUUUUUUUUGUUUUAUCUCAUCUCCUCUUAUUUCCAAAAAGAUGUUAAAUAAAGAGUGGAAGAGAAAAUGCAAGAGAGCCAGAGACAAUGUUGCACGGACGCACUUAGGGAGCGAUGGACUUGACGCCCCGAACCCCAUGCUCUCCCACCUUUUUUUUCUCUGACUGAACCAAACGGAGAGGGAGGGGAGAAGAGAGAAGAUGAGAGGAUAUUGUAAACCUGUAAACCUCAGGGCUUGUGUAUAUAUUGUCUUGCCUAUUUUCAUUUUGAAUUGAGAACUGACUUUUUAAAAAAGAUUUUUCAUUUCAUCAGCCGGUAGAUAAGUAAAUAAAGAAAACUUGAUGAUGAAUUA